Molecule: messenger RNA, 1160 nt
Organism: Cyphomyrmex costatus
Lineage: Eukaryota; Metazoa; Arthropoda; Insecta; Hymenoptera; Formicidae
Exons: 6
Coding region: 25-1116 (363 amino acids)
Source: RefSeq, a predicted model, not a curated record
UGACAUUUCUUUGCUCGCGGCAGCAUGUGCGAUAUAAAAGAAGUAUUACCGAUAUUAUGCGAUUACAUUAAUUCGUUAAUAAACACAGGUUUAACGCCCGAGCAUCUUAGGCUGGCCAAAUAUAACGCCCCGGACGAAAUCGUCGCUGACAAACUGUGGAUCACACUGCGCAUUCUGAGCUACAACGCCACGCGAGAGAAACGUGGCGACAUAGAUUUCCGAAAUUACGACGCGCCUUCGACGGUGAAGCUGCAUCUCGCAUUCUUACAAUACCCAGCGAUCGAGUUUUACAGCUUAUCGCAAGACGGCGAACAUAAUAGAGACGCGUUGAUAGCCUUAGCUUGGCUGUUAGGAGUGCAGGAUGUCCUCACUGUCAUCCUUCGAGCGAAACUGGCCGAUAGCGUCCUAGGUGCCGAAUGCUCACAUGUGGAUUCAUCGGAACCUGCAUCAUCAAUUGCUGUACCGAGCAAUCAGCCGUUAUCAACAAACGCUCAGCUUAGCAAUAUCCUACACUUGAAUGCUACGGUAAAUCUAAACUUGCGGGAGAUCAACGAGUUGAUCCGUGAACGGGCUAAACUGAUAUCUAAGGUGCACGCGGCGAGCCUUGACGUGAGUGGUCUGCCGCAUUUGAGCGUGUCCGAAUUAGCGUUGACGAAACGUCUCUCUAGAAGUCGCAUCCUCGACGAUGGAGCAGGCGGAAACUUCGAAAAAGAUCGGCGACGACUGCGAGAGUUUCGCGAGGCCGGGAUUCUGCUCGACGUGCGCGCCAAGUGGCUGCGGAAGCGACACGUGUUUUUCGACUGGAUGGCUACGGUGAUUCAGGAGCACAAGAGAUCUACGGAAUCAAAUCCGAGAGUAAUCAAUACGCGGGAACUCACCGCAUUUAACUCGCUGUUACGUCACGUAAUUAGAGACAAACUUCGAGAUUCCAAAUCCGAGAAGACGGUAGAUGGCGAUGAUUCCAAGAACUGGUCUUUAAAUUGCCCGUCUCGUGCGAACAGAAGUCAUUGUAAUAAUGCGGAGGCAGGGAAUUGGUUAAACUAUUUGAACGAGCGCCAGGUCCGCGAGGAGGAAAAUUUUCAACGAAAUAGAAAGAGUAUCAUUCACUCACCGUAAUUUGAAACACCGCAAAUGUUUUUUCUGACUUCAUGAAAUGAACA